Molecule: messenger RNA, 509 nt
Organism: Hibiscus syriacus
Lineage: Eukaryota; Viridiplantae; Streptophyta; Magnoliopsida; Malvales; Malvaceae
Product: nicotinamidase 1-like
Exons: 4
Coding region: 1-432 (143 amino acids)
Biological process (GO): pyridine nucleotide salvage
Molecular function (GO): nicotinamidase activity
Source: RefSeq, a predicted model, not a curated record
AUGGAGCAUCCAUGUUUAUGUAUUAUAGAUCUCCGAUGGGUUGAGAACGAGGCUAAUGCAACGCUUAGAUGCAAAGAUAGCAUUGAUGGUUUCCUUGGUUCAGUUGACAAAGAUGGUUCCAAUUUGUUUGUGGAUUGGGUUAAUAAGAAUCAGGUUAAAGCUAUACUGGUUGUCGGCAUAUGUACGGAUAUAUGUGUACUGGAUUUUGUAUGUUCAGCUCUGUCUGCUCGAAAUCGCCGGAUGCUUACGCCACUCGAGGAUGUGAUUGUCUACUCCGGUGCUUGUGCAACUUUCGAUCUUCCGGUUCAUGUCGCCAAAGAUAUCGGUGGUGCUCUGGCUCAUCCACAGGAUCUUAUGCAUCACAUAGGUCUAUACAUGGCUAAGGGAAGGGGAGCCAGGAUUGUAUCAGAGGUCUCAUUUGCUGAUCAAUAAGAGACUUGUUCAUAAGAAAUCUAAGACUGCUGCAGAUGCUUACUGUACGUGAAUUGAAGCUCUGCAAUUAUACUAGG